UGUGGAAGCGCUUGGUCUCAAGCGGUCCACCUUAAGCGCACAAGCAACGCAAGCGUACAGCAAGGUUUCCGUUUAUCAGCCGGGCUCGAAGUCGGACCGCGGAUCACGAAAAAAACGUCUGAACAAGGUUGACGCACUGAGGGAAAACAAACUAACCAUCCAAAAAAUGUCUGAAUACCGCGAAUGGAUAUUGGACACCAUUGACUCACUACGGUCUCGAAAAGCUAGACCAGACCUUGAAAGAAUUUGUCGAAUGGUCCGGAGACGACAUGGGUCGGAGCCAGAUCGAACCUGCGCGGAACUCGCUAGACUGAUCCAAGAGCAAACUGUGCUGAAAGUUAACUACAAGGGUUCAAUUUCGUAUCGAAAUGCAGCUAAGGUUCUCAGAAAAGGCAGGAAAAAGGACGAUAUUACAAUCAGGAGGACUAUGGUGGAAGACGCCAGCCACUCCGAUUUGAGCAACGGGGACAGCGCACUCGGUCCCAUUGACCAAGAUGAGACGGAGGAUUUUGAGGCUGAGGUGCCCAUGUCUGUGGACACAGACAGCACCGUGGAGGAGGAUGGAGCUGAGGGGAGCCAGGACGGCACCUCCCCCGACCCUGGGUGUAAGGACACCGCCACGCAGGGUGAUCUGGCCCACGCCCACUCUGCCCCCUGCUCCCCCUCCAGCUCCCGCCCUGGCACCAGCUCUGGGUCCGGGGGCUCUCCUGGCUGGAAGAGCUGCCGGCGGGCCAGCUCCCUGCCUCCCUCCAGCCCCCAGGCCCUGAGGCCGAAAGACUGUGCCUGUGGGCCGGCCUGCUGCCCUGCUGAGACUGUGACCCCAGGAAUGCCGAGAGACAAAGGGCCCUCAAAGACCUGUGUCCAGAAAACCUCAGCGAAGAGAGAGGAUGGGGAGAUAAAGGAGGAGUCUGCUCAAACCCUUAUCUCUGACCAGUUGGUUCCUGACUGUGUAGACACUCAGGUUGACGCCAAGACGGUUCCCAGUGGAAGACCCCAAACGCUGUCUCUGCCCUCGGAGAACUGUGCUGAAUAUAAGAAGAUGAUGGACGUCGCCUCUUAUGUCAUGGCCCAGGACAGUGUCAUGAACGGAGGGAAAAACGGAGAAAUCUCUCUAAAGGAGAAGAUGAGCCAGAACUUAUUGCAGUGGAGCGUGGCAGAUGUGGUGACGUACUUCUGUGCUGCAGGCUUUCCAGAGCAGGCUAUAGCUUUUCGAACACAGGAAAUUGAUGGGAAGUCCCUCCUCCUGAUGCAGCGCAGCGAUGUGCUGACUGGCUUGUCCAUCCGUCUUGGUCCCGCCCUAAAGAUCUAUGAGCGUCACGUGAAGGUUCUGCAGCGGACCCACUUCCUGGAUGAGGAGGAUCUCUGAUGAGACAGCACCUCACUCGAGGAGCACCUGCCUGCAUUCGACAUUCUCACAGUUCUCCCUGGAACCACUACUGAGUCCGCCGGGAGGUGAGGGGGGAGGAAACGGUGACUGCUGUCACGACGGGGGAUUGACACGGCCUCCAAGGUCAUCACCCUACCUCUGUCUCGUACCGGGCAAAACUCUUAUUUUCACCCAUUCUGGUGACCUUGUUCCUGUAGGAUCUGUCUUCUGUAAGGAAUAGGAAUCCUUGAUAUGGGUGUUCAAAGUGGAGAAGGUCUGACCUUGAUGAGGUUUGACCAGAUUCGCCAUGCUCUCUCUGGACCACAUAUGGACUUGAGAAAUGACUGCACACUGUAGUGCUGUCACCUGAAUACUGACAAGAUAAAUUAUAGUUUACGCUCAGUUGAUCAACUAAGGUACCAACAUCAUUUCAUUGUUUAUUCAGAGAUCACAUUUCAAGCCUCAUAAGUUCAACAAGACAUUUAUUUGUUGGACCUUUCCCCAGGUUUUUUCAGGCAAUGUCAGUUUUAUCUGAAAAUGAAUGUACAGUAUGCAAUUAGUCUUUCAUAUGGUCAGGCUCACCAGCAAAGACAGUUUAGUUUGUCUCCAGUGUUCCUCGUGGUCCCAGGAGCUACCAGUGUACCUUGUUACUGUUAAUCGUUUCACUGAUGUGUACUAAGCAAAAUAUGCAUACUUAAUAAGCAUCAGAGUAUGGAGUAUUUGUCUUGUUCCUUAUUUAGUCUCCUCAUAUUAUUUUAAAAUGUUGUGGAUGUAUUUUUCAACAUGCCUUCAAUGUAAACAUUUUAGCCUACCUUGAUGUUAGGGGGGAAAAUGCAUUACAUUAUUUUCAAGGAAAUAGAAAAAACUAUAUGUAUUUAGAAAGUGUUAUUGCGAUAUUAUCAUUAACUGUGUUUACAUUCUCAAUACAACGACAUACAAUGCCCUUUAAAUAUAUAAAUAACAGAAGAAAUGUAGUGCUCCAUGUUGCUAACCCGAUUUAAACUAGCUGGCUUUAACCUAGUGAAAAGCAGCCACCAAAAACGAACAUUCCAUCUGUAAUGUGUCUCAUGGUUCCUUGUUAAAUGUUAUGUAGGCACUCCUACCAGGGCCAAAAAUAAAGCUCUUGUCUCUUUUCCA
Molecule: messenger RNA, 2503 nt
Organism: Osmerus eperlanus (European smelt)
Lineage: Eukaryota; Metazoa; Chordata; Actinopteri; Osmeriformes; Osmeridae
Gene: samd1a
Product: sterile alpha motif domain containing 1a
Exons: 7
Coding region: 167-1366 (399 amino acids)
Biological process (GO): negative regulation of DNA-templated transcription
Cellular component (GO): nucleus
Molecular function (GO): histone binding; DNA binding; chromatin binding
Source: RefSeq, a predicted model, not a curated record